Molecule: messenger RNA, 4068 nt
Organism: Prorocentrum cordatum
Lineage: Eukaryota; Dinophyceae; Prorocentrales; Prorocentraceae
Source: the annotation of a GenBank genome assembly
AGCCACCAUGGGAUCCGGCCGCCGAGGACGAGCGCCCUGGUCUCUCCCCGGCUCCCCGCCGGCGCAGCCCGGCGCCCCCCGCGCUGCCCGAAGGGCACCCGGGGCGGCACGGGGGGAUGCAGGACCAGAGGCAGCUGUCCUCGAACAGCUCGGACAGCUCCAAAGGCAGCAACGACCGACCGCCAACUUCAACUUGGGGGAGCACCGCCAGCCGCAGGACGGCCCGCGUGCAGCACCAGAACACCAUCAGACCCGCUGCUCCCAUCAGCGGCUGGUUCGCGUCGGCGACGGGAGGGACCCCCGAGGGCCAGGCGCCCAGCGAGCCGGACGAGCCGAGCGGGGUGAACCUCCGCCUCUGGACCUGUGCCCGGCAGCUCGACCAGAAGGGGGUCGCAGACGCGCUCGGGGACCCGGCGGUCGACGUCGACGUGGAGAUGCCACAAGGGGCCGCUGCGGCCGUCACAUACAAGGGCCGCAAGGUGACCUGCCAGCCGAUGCACGCCGCCGUCGUCUUCGACUUGUCCAGCGGGCGGGGGUCCUCCGUGUGGGUGCGCCCUGCCCACACCGGGCGCCGGUCACCGCACGUCGACUCGCGCGCGCCGACGACGCCUCCCGACUCGCGCGCGUCGACUCCGCAGGGUCUGGCGUCGCCCGCGUCCUCGGGGCAGGUAAUUCACGCUCUGAGUCCUCGUGGUCGCGGCGCGGCGAGUCGCAGCUCUUCGCCCAGUCCGCGCUGGUGAUCGGGCAGCUGAUCGCGGCUAGGGCGAACGUACGCGGCGAGGCCCGCACCAAUCAGGGGAACGAGGUCCGCCACAUGCAGGCCAUCCACAUGGCUGCUGGGACAGGGAACGUCCCCGCGCUGGAGGUGCUUCUGGCGAACGGGGCGGACCCGAAUGCGAAGGCGAGGAUCGACAGCAAGACGCACUACUACCCCAUCCACGACGCUGCCUUCAAGAAUCAGGUGGACGCGCUGAGGUUCUUGAUCAGGAGCAAGGCUGAGGUGCGUGCGACGAACGUGGAUGGGUGCACUCCCUUGCACAUCGCAGCCCAGUUGGGCUACGUUGACGUGGUCGAGGUGCUCUUGGAGUACGCGACAUUUUCUGAGGAAGAGCGUCGGCCGAAUCUUCUGACGAUGGAGAACGCGAGGCAGGAGAUGGCGGUAACGCUGGCCGUUCAGAGCGGACGCUUUCCGGCGUCCAAGAUGCGCCUUUUCACCCAGGACCUGGCCCCGCUCGACCGCGCAGAGGCGUUCUGCAUCGUCGCGAGGGCAUGCCCGUCAUCUGCCAGUGCGCUGCUGUCCGACUGCCACGAGUGGGACCUCCCAGGUGAGCGGACUCACGACGAGAACCCCUUCGGGAUGGGAGCCCACAGCGCACCGAGCUGUGGGGCGGGCAGGAGAAAUUCGUCGACCAAUAUAAGCGAGCAGUGGCGCCAGAGCAUCAUCGCGGGUGCCAAGGAGGGGGGCGUCAUCCAAAUUAAGGUUGACACCCUAGUGGAGCUCAUCGAGUUCGGCGCCGAGGCCGCGAUGUAUCUCCUGGAGGCCCUGACGACCACGCCGCGGGUGACCGACCUGGAGCACAAUGCGUUGCCUGUUCGCGCGUAUCUGCGUCCAGGAAGCGAACCCGUACAGAUGGCGUGUGCGUACAGCACGGACAGGCACUGGAAAUGGGACCCGGCUGGCCCCCCUGCGUGGCAGACCAGAAUGCUGGGCCUGGCAAAUAGGACUCAGAAGGACUUGCGUCACGCCGUGGAGGUGAAGACACAAGUCGUGAAUCUGCAAGGGAUCAUCAGCAUGAAGAUGCUGCUCGCCUUGUCGUUGACCCCUGACCGUCGGAUCUUCACCAAGAUGGCAGUGCACGGGCUUCUGAAGCAUGCGUGGUCUGAGUUGUGGUAUUUGUUCGUGAUUGAAAAUAUCCACGAGGUGAUCGCAACUCUGAUUCUGAGCACCUGGAUUCUAAGCAGUCAGUUGACCACGCCAGGCUACUACACUCGGUUUGCGGUGUGGGCUUGGAUUGCUUCGAGGGGCAUCGCGGAGUGCCUCCAUGUAGCGUGCAUGGUUGCGAGGGUGACGAUCGAGAUUGGGAGAGCUCAGGGCCUCAAGUGGGCCGAGCUUUGGUCUUUCAGAUUUGUUGCGGGCGGUGUCACAACGCUCUUGUGUGCCCAGCUUGUUUCAACAGAGUACUGGCCAGCUAGCGGCGACAACGCGCCGAGCAUUCUGCUUGCCGCCAACAGCUUGAUCCAUUGGUUAUGGCUGCUUCUGCAGCUGCGCGCCUUCCCAGCAACGGGGUCGAAGCUCCUACCGAUCCUCAAGUCCAUCAGGAUGAUCGGGCCCAUGGUCCUAAUAGUAUUUUUUGUGAUGAUGGCGUUUGUCCACGGUUUCUGGUCCUUCGACAUGGAGAUGGCCGACGACGUGAAGUUCUUCGAGGUCGUCACCAUGCUGUUCACAGGUGAGAAUUUGUUUCUUGAUCGCGAUGAGCUGGGCGAAAUGCCCGCCUACAAGAGGACGCUCUAUAUUCUUCUCACGCUGGCUGGCUUAUUCAUGUUCUUAGCGUGCGCCCUCAACGUCUUUAUCGCUGUACUUGGCGAGUGCUACGACUUGGAGCAAGAGCGCAUGCCCUGCUCGCUGUUGCAGGAGAGAGCUCGGGUGUGCUGCAGUGCUUGCCUCGGUCCCAGACUGUAUCUCGCAGAGACCUGGCCCAUGGCGGCGGCGCUGCCCCUGUCGAUCGCCGCUGCCCUCGUUGGCGUGGCCGUCCACGAGGCAGUCUCGCAGCAGCUCGGCGCCUGGAUCGUGGCGGCCGCGCUCGCGGUGUCCGUCCUCUUCCUCGGCGGCCGGCUCGAGGUGAGCAUCACCCGCACGUGGCCGAAGCGGUACCUCUGGCUGUGCUACGGCACCUCCGUGGACGAGAGCCACUUCCUGGCGGCGGCCGAGGCCGAGGAGGGCCUGGGGCGCCUCAUGCGGAUCAAGCAGCACCUCCACCGCCAGGCGGAGGGCGUGGAGAGCAAGAUCGACGAGCUGAGGACGCGGCAGGACUCGCUCGCGGAGCUCUGCUCGGCCCUGCUGGCGCCCUGGCUGACCUUCAGAAGCGCGCGCACGAGCGGCUGCCACCGCCCGACCAGACGCAGACGCCGGGCAAGUCGCCGCUGGGGCACUGCAGUCCGUGGAGGAGCCGGGCCUUCUCCCGCGCUGGCAGUUCGGCGCCUCUCGCGUCGCCGGGCGGGGUGGUGGAGGCUGCCGCGCACCAGCUGUGGGGGCUGCAGCCGCGCGGCGGCGCGGCGGCGGAGGCCGACCCGCGCGGCGGGGCCGACCUGCAUCGCGUGGUGCUGGGCCUGCAGAGGUCGCAGGAGGAGCAGGCCGAGGUCUGCGACGCCCUCGCCCGCAAACUGGACGCCCAGCAGGAGAGGCAGGAGGAGCAGGGCAGGGUGUGCCAGCAGCUCCUCGGCCUUCAGCAGUCGAGCAGCCGCUCCCUGGACGAGAUCAAGAAGGUGCUCGUCCACGCCGCCGAGCACCGCCGCGCCGCCUCGGAGCGCCGCGCCCGCGGCGGCCGCGGCGCCGCUGCCGCGGGCGGGCCGCGGGGCGCCGCGGGCCCCGGCGAGGAGAGCGUCGUCGGGCCCGCCUCGGGCGGCGCGGCACACGAGCUGCGGCCCGCCGCGAGCGCGGCCCACGAGCUGCUGAGCUGAGAUGCGCGGCCGCGGCGCCCGCCGCAGCCGCCGGCGCCAGCUGCGGCGGCGCCGCAGACAGCCGCGCAGCACCCAGACUUGUAGUAUGUGCAGGCCUACUUUAGCCGUGAUCACCAGAAAGACUGGCCCUGGGAGGCUUUCACGUGUCGGCCCCUGGGAGGCGAUUGUCGUUCGAGACUUCGCCAGCGUGUACACUGUUUCGAUACCCUUCUGGCUGCUCCGAGUUAUGUCUGGGGUGUGGUCCUUGAGCACGAUGUGAGCCACAACAUUAUUCGGCCACGACGUGGCAUGGGCAUGCGCCCUUCCCUCUCUGGGUUCAGUCAUCAAGUGCUGCGAUCCCGCGUGACGGUAGUGGCGGCGUCUUGUCGCUCGUUCACGAGUAGGGGGCAG